AUGUCAUCUGGAGAAGAAGAUUCUCCUGCUCAUGGUAAAAGAAGGUCGACUAAAAAAGUUAAUUAUAAUGAGAAAAAAGGUGACAUACAAUUAGAAAAUAAAAUAACUUUAGUAGAACUUAAUGGAAAGGGUAAAAAAUCAAAAUCAACUUCACCGCCAAAACAUUUAAAUAAUAGUGAUAAUUCUGGUCCAACUAUCAAUACUAACAGUAUGCACGCCAGAAAAAACUCAAGCAAAACAUCAUCGGGACACAACAACAAUAAUAAUAGGAAAAACGAUUCCACUGUUAAUAAAGUUUUGCAAGAUAAAUCUAUUUCCUGGAACUUUAUACCUUCCUUACCACCAGCUUUUAGAAAAUUUAGCAGAUUUUCUAAUAUGUUACAUUUGGAAGGCGCCAUGGUCAACAUUUCUGAUGGUAUUCUAUAUAAAAAAAUUUUAAAAGGACACACUUCUAAUUCUAAAAUAGAAGUACUAUUAUCAAUUAAUGAUCAUAUAUAUAUGAUUUCAGAACCACCAGGCGAACCAUAUUAUAUAGGUCGAGUCAUGGAAUUUGUUGCAAAACCUGAAUUUCAAAAGAAAAUUGAUGAAAACUCCAACAAACUAAAAAUUUAUCCAUAUUACUAUUUUAAUCUAAAAAUGAAUUGGUUUUAUAGACCAAGGGACAUUUCUGACAAAAUUACUAGGCAAGAUCCAAGAUUAUUAUAUGCAACGUUGCAUACAGAUCUCUGUCCUAUUUUGUCUUAUCGAGGUCACUGUACCGUAUUGCAUAAAAUGGUCAUUCCAACAAAACCUUUAAUUUUGGAUGAUAUUCCAAGCUUAGAUCAAUACAUCACCAAAAGUAACCACUUUUAUUUUGAACAAUUAUAUGAUCGUUAUACUUCUGAAUAUUAUUCCGUCUAUCCCAGCAAAAAAAUGCUUGACUUGCUUGACAAAAAUAUGUUUUCUAAUUAUAUUACCGCAUUAAGUAAAAGGUACCCUUAUGUUUAUUAUGAAUCAAAGUUUCCCUUUGAAAAAUUUAUCUCCAAGUACGUGUUGUGUAAAAAAAAUUUGGAUCAUGCUGCUAAUAGAGAAUGGGAUUUACGUUGUCAAAAUUGUUUGGAAUGGUGCGAAACCCCUACUCAAUAUUUAACCUGUGAUGAAUGCAACAAUCCAUACCAUUUAUAUUGUUUGAAUCCCCCAUUGGAAAGAAGACCUAAUAAAGGUUUGGUCUGGAUAUGCAGUGAUUGUUUGAAAAAAGAAGAUAACUUAAUAGAGGAAAAACUAGAAUCUGAAUGGCACGCUAUCAAGAAAAAAGUAGAUGAAUUAGAAAAUUUUGCUGGUGACCUGCUAUCUCACGACAAACUAAGAAAGGACCAAUUUAACUGGAAUUUGCAAUAUUUGGGACCAUACGUUGUAAAUCAUUUAACAGAUUUACUAACCCUAGAUAUGCCCUAUCCAUUUAAAUGUUCAAGAGUAGGUAUCAAUAAGUAUCAAUGGAAGCCGAUAGAUCAGGAGAAAAGAAUCGAGGACAAUUUAGUUCCUAUUCGUGGUUUGGAUAACAAUGAAACUAGUCAAUUGCAAUGGGUUUGGGAUGAAAAUAAAAUAUCUGAAAAAGACUUGGAUAGUUACACCAAAAAAUGUGUUGAAAGUAUACCAAAAUUGAAAUCUUUUUCUCCUACAGAUUGCAAUUUUAGAGAUUAUAUAUAUAAAAAGUUAAUGGAACAUAAUUAUAAUCCAGAGCUGGCCUACGAGGACUGCGUCAAUACCCUAAACAGAGAAGUCCUUAAACUUCCUACAUUUUCCCCAAAGGAAACGGAAAUUUUUGAAAAAGAAGUUGCGAAAUAUGGUAGUGAGUUGCUUCCCGUAUAUAAAGCAAUUAAAACCCAGCCCAUGUCAAUGGUUGUUAAAUAUUAUUACUUGUGGAAAAAAACAAAAAACGGCUUAAAGGUCCGGGGAAAAUUAGAUAAAAAAAGGAAAAAUAAAUCUUUGAAUGCUAGCAGUAAUACUGAGGUUAAAAAGAAUGAAAACACGAAGCUAGCUUCAGAGUGGAAAUAUAUGGAUGACUCAUCUGUUGAAUUAGAUGUUUUACCAAAAGACACUGAAUUUAAAUGCAAUUUUUGUAACGUUGAUUAUUCUCCAAUGUGGUAUAAAUUGACUGGUUUUACUACUGAACCAGAAACUAAUCUUUUUGAGGGCCUAUGCAUUCGUUGUGCACGUUUAUGGAGAAGGUAUGGUGUGAGAUGGGAAAAGCCAACCAUUAUAAUUAGACACUUGUAUGGCAGUGCAAUGCCUGCUUAUAAAGCUGCAAUUGCUGGGAUUUUAAGUGAUUCAAGUGAAACCAAUUACACUGUUAAAGCGAAUCCACAGUCUGUGCUGCAUAAACACAUUGAGUGGGAAUUGAUACAAGAUGCAGAAUUGAUUGUUAAACAAAGAGAAGCCGUUAUACUGGAUUCUAAAAGACUGGCGAAAUUGAAAAGAAAUGUUUUAUCCGUAAGAGCUUCCCUAACUAAGCAAGUUUUCCAUUUGGUCAAACGAUCUACUGUUGAUACAGAUAUUAUGAUGAAAGACCUAGACAUCUAUAUUACCGAACAUUUAAAUGAUACUAAACAAAAAAAUGGGCUUACCGGUCAUAGUACUGUAGAACAAUUAGAAUUAACAAAAAGAAGAGACAUUAUGCCAGGGGGAAAUAGUGUCACUUCUGUGGCUACUGUCAAUGGUGGAAGUACUGAGCCUACAAAACAACAAACGGUUUUCACAAAUAAUGAGUGUAUUAAAGUAGAUGUGGAUAUAUACAAACGGACAUGUAAGAGUAAUAAUGGUACUAAUGGAGAUAGUACUGAUACUAAAGUCAACAAUGGUAAAUGUAAAAUACUCAUCGAGCCUAAUUUUAAGAAUAUUCGUAUAACAAAUAUUUCAGAAAUUUUUGGCAAAAUUGUCAAAAGAAAAUACCCAGCAUUGAAGGAAAUAACUGAUAUGGAACCUCUUUUGAAAAAAUUAAAAGCAUCUCAAAAAAAAUUACAAAAGGCUCCAAUAACCUAUACCGACGAUAAAGAAACCAUUUUAAGUAGAUAUAAUGAAUUAAAACCUUUAUUGAAAAUAUCAACUAAUGCCAAAAAUUCCAGUAAUACUUUUAAACAAUUGGGAUUUUCAGAAGCUGUUUCUAAAGAUGUUGUACCGGUCGAGAGUCUACGUAAUUUUUGUUGUGUCUGUUUGACUAAAUUCUCUUCUUCUCCUUCUUCUCCUUCUUCUUCUAAAAUGCAGCAAGAUAAUGAUGAAAUUAUUUGUUCUCAUUGUGGUAUGAAUUGCCAUUUUUAUUGCUACGGCUACAAAUCUAAAAUAAAUUGUCACAAUGAUUGGUUAUGUGAUGUCUGUAGUAAUGAAAUGAAACCCGUUGUUGCGAAAGAUAAUUAUCUGUGUUGUCUAUGUUGUACAAAAGAACUAGAUUUUGAGUCCGGAAGAAAAUUAUUAAAAACUGCUAUACCAGAUGCUUUAAAAAGAACAGAUGAUAAUCAAUGGUGUCAUAUUUCAUGUGCUAUGUUUCAAUCAGAGUUAUUGCUUGGCAAAAGUGACAAUCUGGAACCUAUACAAUGCAUUGAAAAGGUAAAGAAGUUAAUUAGUUGUUCUAUAUGCAAAUCUAACAAAGGUUCAGUGGUUAAAUGUGGUUGCUGUUCUAAUCAUUUCCAUGUUACAUGUGCACAAGAUUCUAACGGAUUUCAACUAGGUUUUCUUUCAGAAGAUUCUGAAUUCCCCACAUUACUAUGUGCACAUCAUUCUUCACCUAGAUUGUUACCAUUUAAUGAAAUGCAUUCAAUACUAAAAAAACCUUUACUACAAAUAUUCAUAGAAAAUUGGGUGAUUAGAAGUAAAAAACAACGUAUUUUAUUUUUCCAAGACAAGUGUGUAAUAUGUGGAACCAGUUCAAGCAUUUUUUGGUAUAAUAAUGUUUGUCAUAGUUGUCAUAUUCAACAAAUGAACCCAAAAAAGAAAGUACUAAUAGAAAAUGACAUUAACAGCACAUCCAAAGAUGAAGAGUAUAAGGAAAACUUGAGAAAAGAACUUUACAAAAACAUAGAUUUAAAUAAAUUACAUUCAUCGGUAAUCAAAAGUAGUAUAGAUGUUACCAAAAAUAAAAAAUUAAAGGUUAACAACAACAAUAAUAAUAAUAAUAAUAAUAAUAAUAAUAACAAUAAUAAUGCAAACAUAAUGAAUAAUGACUAA
Molecule: messenger RNA, 4197 nt
Organism: Saccharomycodes ludwigii
Lineage: Eukaryota; Fungi; Ascomycota; Saccharomycetes; Saccharomycodales; Saccharomycodaceae
Gene: SNT2
Product: DNA-binding E3 ubiquitin-protein ligase SNT2
Exons: 1
Coding region: 1-4197 (1398 amino acids)
Biological process (GO): histone catabolic process
Cellular component (GO): Lid2 complex
Molecular function (GO): ubiquitin-protein transferase activity; chromatin binding
Source: RefSeq, a predicted model, not a curated record